UUCUCUCUCUCUCUCUCUCUCCGUGUUUUCCUUUCUUUAAUAUUCACUACGCCAUUCCUCUGCGAAAAGUCUCUUGUCACUGUCAGUUGUUUCCUUCCUCGCCAUUGAAUCGAUCGGCAAAAUCCAAAACAUGGGCAUCUCGUUCAGCAGUAGAAGAAGGAACAACGAUUUCUUUCACAAUCCAUCUCAUUCACAACUCAUCUAUUCUUCGCCUGCUACUUCUGAGCUUUCUGUUCCUCAUCCUUCUUCAACCUAUCUUCAUCCUCCGCUUCAACCACCGCCACCACCACCUCCGCCGCCUCCACCGCCACCAAACUAUUUCUUCGCGGCAAACGCACCAUAUCAACCUCCACCUAAUCCCCCUCCUUAUUCAUCCUACUACCAGUAUACGGGUGGGUAUAACACCUGUGGAUACGCUGGACCCAUUAUGGGUCAGGGUAGUUCCAAUUACUACCCUAAUCAUGGUUAUGAGGGGCCUGUUAUGAGAAAUCCCUGGUUUCCUUCGCAACAUCCGCAGAAUCCGCCUCCUUAUGUUGAUCAUCAGAAUGCUAAAAAGGUCAAGAAUGAUGUCAAUGUCAAAAAGGAGACGAUCAAGCUUAAAGUCGAUGAGACGAGCCCGGACUGCCAUUUAGUUUCCUUUACUUUCGAUGCUAUGGUCGAUGGCAGUAUCACUAUCUUCUACUUUGCGAAAGAAGGGGCUGACUGCAACUUCAGUCCACUGUAUCCUGAGGCCUAUAUGCCAGUUAGAAUUUCCUUUCAGAAAGGUUUGGGCCAGAAAUUCAGUCAGUCUCCAGGGACUGGCAUCGACCUAGGCUUCUUUGAGUUGGAUGAUCUGUCUAAGCCAUCACCAGGUGAAGAUGUUUUCCCACUUGUUAUCUUAGCUGAAGCAUACCAACCACCUCGACCUGCAGACCAUCAGCUUGGUCAAUCUCUGCCACCAACCACAUCCUCUCAUGCACAGAUUACUCAAGCCAUCUUAGAAAAGAAUAAUGGAGACUCAUUCCAAGUGAGAGUUGUGAAGCAGAUAUUGUGGGUUGACAGAGUUCGCUAUGAGCUUCGUGAAAUUUAUGGAAUUGGCGACCCAGUUGAAGCUGGUGUUGGUGACGAUGACCAAGGGAAGGAGUGUGUAAUUUGCAUGACAGAACCUAAGGAUACUGCUGUCUUACCUUGUCGACAUAUGUGUAUGUGCAGGGAAUGUGCAAAUGCAUUGAGGCAUCAAUCUAACAAGUGUCCGAUAUGCCGUCAGCCCAUUGAGGAGCUCUUGGAGAUUAAAGUCAAUGGUGGUGAUCGAUGAAAGAUCCGCUUCUUGAUAUUUCCACAACUUGUGCGGUAUAAGGUUUUCUUAUAACUAUAUUUUACCUUAAUCUGUGUUUUUCAUUCAUGUGUACAAUUUAUGCAACCUAGAUUGAUCCUUCUUUGGUAUUCUUAUCUCACCCUCAAUUAUAAUCAUGUCUAGUGUUUCAGUCUAUUGUGGAUUGUAAAUAUGGCUGUACAUACAAUUCAAAAAUAAAGCAUCAUGGCUUGCUGGUUUUCCUUUUCCUUUUCU
This is a messenger RNA of Macadamia integrifolia, 1546 nucleotides long. RefSeq names its product probable E3 ubiquitin-protein ligase LUL4. The record is from RefSeq and is a predicted model, not a curated record. Gene Ontology annotation, molecular function: ubiquitin protein ligase activity. The transcript is spliced from 3 exons. Lineage: Eukaryota; Viridiplantae; Streptophyta; Magnoliopsida; Proteales; Proteaceae. Gene Ontology annotation, biological process: protein ubiquitination. Bases 131 to 1294 code for a protein of 387 amino acids.